AUGGGUUGGCAGGCUCCCCCAUGCUUCACCGGGACGGCAGUGUUGAUCCUUCUUAUCAUCCUGCCGUUUAGUGUGUCCGACGACCGGCUUGUCCCCGGCAAGCCGCUCUCCCCUGGCUCCACCAUCGUCUCCGACGGCGGUGCCUUCGCCCUGGGCUUCUUCGCCCCCUCCAACUCCACUCCCACCAAGUUGUACCUCGGCAUCUGGUACAACGACAUCCCCGAGCUUACGGUCGUGUGGGUUGCCAACCGAGAAACCCCGGCCACCAACACCACUUCAUCAUCUGCAUCACCAACACUCUCCAUCACCAACACCACCAAUCUCGUUCUCUCGGAGGGAGAUGGUGGUGAACGUGUUCUUUGGUCGACAACAACCAACAUGGCUCCCGCACCAGGGUCGUCUCCCCCGACGGCGGUUCUUCUCAACACCGGCAAUCUCGUCAUCCGCUCGGCAAACGGCACCAUGCAAUGGCAAAGCUUUCAACACCUGACUGACACGCUCCUUCCCGGCAUGAGGAUCCGGUACAAGUACGGGGCUCGUGUGGACAACGAGCGCGUGGUGGCAUGGAAGGGCCCUAGCGACCCCUCUCCCGGGCGCUUCUCCUUUGGGGGCGACCGGAACACGCUCCUCCAGUCGUUCCUCUUGGACGGGUCACGCCCGGUGUUACGCAGCGGCACGUGGAUAGGGAACCUAGUGAUGAGCCAACGCAUGAACAACAACUCCAUUAUCGUCUACACCGCCUUCGUCGACAACGAUGAAGAGAUGUAUUUCACGUAUACCCUCUCCGAAGGUGCCUCCCACACAAGGUACGUGGUGACCUACUCAGGCGAGUACCAGCUCCAAAGCUGGAGUGGCUGGACAUCAACAUGGGAUGUCCUCUGGAAGUGGCCAUCCGCGGAAUGCACCCGCUACGGCUACUGCGGCCCAUACGGCUACUGCGACGAGACAUUGUUGCCAGCCCCAUCAUGUAAAUGCCUUGACGGUUUUGAGCCAGCAAACAUUGAGGAGUGGGCCAAUGGUAGGUUCUCAACCGGGUGCCGGCGGAAGCAGCCGUUGCGCGGGUGUGGCGACGGCUUCUUGGCGUUGCCAGGGAUGAAGUCACCAGACAGGUUCACUCGCGUAGGCGGUGGCGGGAGUAAAAGGACAAAGAGCAAUGCAUUGAGGAUUGUGCUACCAGUUUUCGGCAUUAGUGUUCUCGUGCUCAUAUGCAUCUCCCUAGCAUGGUUCAAAUUCAAAGGCAAGAAAUUUAAAUGGAGAAAGCACAAUAAUAUACGGGUGGAUAAUGCGAGUACCUCUAAUGAGCUUGGGGAAGAAAAUCAGCCCCAUGAUCAUGAAUUCCCGUUUGUAAGAUUUGAAGAAGUUGCCUUCGCAACUCACAAUUUCUCUGAGACAUGCAUGAUUGGACAGGGAGGUUUCGGCAAAGUUUACAAGGGAAUAUUAGGUGGCCAAGAAGUUGCAGUCAAGAGGCUAAGCAAAGACUCUCAACAAGGAACAAAGGAAUUCAGGAACGAAGUAAUUCUAAUUGCCAAAUUGCAACAUAGAAACUUGGUUCGACUUUUGGGAUGUUGUGGUGAGGGAGACGAAAAACUCCUGAUAUAUGAGUAUCUGCCUAAUAAGAGCUUAGAUGCCACCCUUUUUGAUGACUCGAGAAAAUUGUUGUUGGAUUGGGGGACACGGUUUAGCAUAAUCAAAGGAGUCGCAAGGGGACUUCUUUAUCUUCAUGAAGACUCAAGGUUGACCAUAAUUCACAGGGAUCUUAAAGCUGGAAAUGUUUUGCUAGAUGAAGAUAUGAAACCUAAGAUAGCUGAUUUUGGUAUGGCAAGAAUAUUUGGUGAUAACCAACAAAAUGCAAAUACCCAACGCGUUGUUGGAACAUAUGGCUACAUGGCCCCUGAAUAUGCAAUGGAAGGCAUCUUCUCUACUAAGUCUGACGUCUACAGCUUCGGUGUAUUACUACUAGAGGUCGUCACUGGCAUUAGGAGAAACUCUAACAUUCAGACGUCAAGUUUUCCUAGCCUUGCAGUUUAUUCAUGGAAUAUGUGGAAGGAAGGGAAGACAGGGGAAUUGGCAGACUCAUCUCUCAUGGAUACAUAUUCACCAGAUGAAGUUUUGCUCUGCAUCCAUGUUGGACUCAUGUGUGUGCAAGAAAAUCCAGAUGACAGGCCCCUGAUGUCAACUGUUGUAUUCGUCUUGGAGAACGGAAGCACCACUCUUCCAGCCCCAAAUCGCCCCGCUUACUUUGCCCGACGGAGCAUAGAAAUGGAGCAAAUUAUGGUUGACAUUCAGAGCUCUGUGAACGAUUGUACUCUUUCAGAGAUACAAGCGAGGUGA
Molecule: messenger RNA, 2331 nt
Organism: Hordeum vulgare subsp. vulgare (domesticated barley)
Lineage: Eukaryota; Viridiplantae; Streptophyta; Magnoliopsida; Poales; Poaceae
Product: putative G-type lectin S-receptor-like serine/threonine-protein kinase At1g61610
Exons: 7
Coding region: 1-2331 (776 amino acids)
Biological process (GO): recognition of pollen; protein phosphorylation
Molecular function (GO): ATP binding; protein serine/threonine kinase activity
Source: RefSeq, a predicted model, not a curated record